GUGGCAAGCUCUCAGACAACACAAGUGGUUCAAGUGGCAAGCUACCAGACAACACAAGUGGUUCACGAGGCAAGCUCCCAGACAACACAAGUGGUUCAGGUGGCAAGCUACCAGACAACACAAGUGGUUCACGAGGCAAGCUCCCAGACAACACAAGUGGUUCAGGUGGCAAGCUCCCAGACAACACAAGUGGUUCAAGUGGCAAGCUCCCAGACAACACAAGUGGUUCACGACGCAAGCUACCAGACAACACAAGUGGUUCAGGUGGCAAACUCUCAGACAACACAAGUGGUUCAGGUGGCAAGCUCCCAGACAACACAAGUGGUUCAGGUGGCAAGCUACCAGACAAUACAAGUGGUUCAGGUGGCAAGCUCCCAGACAACACAAGUGGUUCACGAGGCAAGCUCCCAGACAACACAAGUGGUUCAGGUGGCAAGCUCCCAGACAACACAAGUGGUUCAGGUGGCAAGCUCCCAGACAACACAAGUGGUUCAGGUGGCAAGCUCCCAGACAACACAAGUGGUUCAGGUGGCAAGCUACCAGACAAUACAAGUGGUUCAGGUGGCAAGCUACCAGACAAUACAAGUGGUUCAGGUGGCAAGCUACCAGACAACACAAGUGGUUCAGGUGGCAAGCUCCCAGACAACACAAGUGGUUCACGAGGCAAGCUACCAGACAAUACAAGUGGUUCACGAGGCAAGCUACCAGACAACACAAGUGGUUCACGAGGCAAGCUACCAGACAACACAAGUGGUUCACGAGGCAAGCUACCAGACAAUACAAGUGGUUCACGAGGCAAGCUACCAGACAACACAAGUGGUUCACGAGGCAAGCUACCAGACAAUACAAGUGGUUCAGGUGGCAAGCUACCAGACAAUACAAGUGGUUCAGGUGGCAAGCUACCAGACAACACAAGUGGUUCACGAGGCAAGCUACCAGACAACACAAGUGGUUCACGAGGCAAGCUACCAGACAACACAAGUGGUUCACGAGGCAAGCUACCAGACAACACAAGUGGUUCACGAGGCAAGCUCCCAGACAACACAAGUGGUUCACGAGGCAAGCUACCAGACAAUACAAGUGGUUCACGAGGCAAGCUCCCAGACAAUACAAGUGGUUCACGAGGCAAGCUACCAGACAACACAAGUGGUUCAGGUGGCAAGCUACCAGACAACACAAGUGGUUCACGAGGCAAGCUACCAGACAACACAAGUGGUUCACGAGGCAAGCUACCAGACAACACAAGUGGUUCACGAGGCAAGCUACCAGACAACACAAGUGGUUCACGAGGCAAGCUACCAGACAAUACAAGUGGUUCACGAGGCAAGCUACCAGACAAUACAAGUGGUUCACGAGGCAAGCUCCCAGACAAUACAAGUGGUUCACGAGGCAAGCUACCAGACAAUACAAGUGGUUCACGAGGCAAGCUACCAGACAAUACAAGUGGUUCACGAGGCAAGCUACCAGACAACACAAGUGGUUCACGAGGCAAGCUACCAGACAACACAAGUGGUUCACGAGGCAAGCUACCAGACAACACAAGUGGUUCACGAGGCAAGCUACCAGACAACACAAGUGGUUCACGAGGCAAGCUACCAGACAACACAAGUGGUUCACGAGGCAAGCUACCAAACAACACAAGUGGUUCACGAGGCAAGCUACCAAACAACACAAGUGGUUCACGAGGCAAGCUACCAAACAACACAAGUGGUUCAGGUGGCAAGCUACCAGACAAUCAGCGACAGUGGUGGGAAAAAACUUCCACAUCACCCAUAAAUUGUUAA
Procambarus clarkii (red swamp crayfish) is the source of this 1784-nucleotide messenger RNA. The record is from RefSeq and is a predicted model, not a curated record. NCBI's taxonomy places the organism in Eukaryota, Metazoa, Arthropoda, Malacostraca, Decapoda, Cambaridae.